Molecule: messenger RNA, 861 nt
Organism: Paracoccidioides brasiliensis Pb18
Exons: 3
Coding region: 1-861 (286 amino acids)
Source: RefSeq, a predicted model, not a curated record
AUGGCUACAAGGGCAGCCAACAAACGCCUCGUGCGCGAAUUUCAAAAUAUCCAGAAAAACCCACCACCAUAUAUAAUUGCACAUCCUUCCGAAUCAAAUAUCUUAGAAUGGCACUACAUCCUCACGGGUCCCCCCAAAACCCCCUAUGAAAACGGCCAGUACUGGGGCACCCUCCUCUUCCCACCGGAAUACCCCUUCGCACCCCCCGCCAUCCGCAUGCACACUCCAUCCGGCCGCUUCCAACCCUCCACGCGCCUCUGCCUAAGCAUUAGUGACUUCCACCCCAAAUCCUUCAACCCGGCCUGGGAGGUCUCAACCAUCCUCAUCGGCCUCAUGUCCUUCAUGACCAGCGAGGAGAUGACGACAGGCAGCGUCAGCGCAUCUGAAUCCGAGCGCAAGAUCCUAGCAGCACGGUCGAGGUGGUGGAACUCGACCGGUGGCGGGUCCCACUCUAAGGCUGUGGCGGGCGUGUCGCCGUCCACGAGGGGGAUUGGGAGUGUCAAAGCAGGCGAUGGCGGGUUGAAGUUUCGUACCGAGUGGCCGGAGUUGGAUGCGGAGAAUUGGAAGUGGAUGGCGGACAAUAGGGUGGAUCCGGCUACGGGGCAGGUUAUGCCUGAUCCUAGCGGUGGUGGGGUUGGGAGUGGGAAUGGUGGCUCGUCCGCGACAUGCACGCCGGAGGCUAGUGCGCUUCGCAGACGGGGUGCAGGGAGUGCAGCGGGGCUUGGAGCUGUGGUGGAAGGGGGCCAGGCUGCAAGGGAGGUCGGACAGAGUUGGAUUAAACGGCAUAAGAUCUGGGUGGGUCUUUUGCUGGUGCUGGGGUAUGCGUUGUUGAUUAGGUUGUUUGACGAUGGGCGUGGGUAG